Messenger RNA from Thamnophis elegans (Western terrestrial garter snake), 2973 nucleotides. It is a transcript of the gene GUF1, whose product is annotated as GUF1 homolog, GTPase. Gene Ontology annotation, biological process: positive regulation of translation. The record is from RefSeq and is a predicted model, not a curated record. NCBI's taxonomy places the organism in Eukaryota, Metazoa, Chordata, Lepidosauria, Squamata, Natricidae. Gene Ontology annotation, cellular component: mitochondrion. Gene Ontology annotation, molecular function: mitochondrial ribosome binding; GTP binding; GTPase activity.
AAGCGAACCCCACUUGUUCUCCCGCGCGUGCAAUUGCACCCCAUUGCGCGUUGCACGCCGUUGCAAUUGCACAAUAUCCGUGCAUUGCAAUCUUGCACCCGGUUAGCUAUCUAGGGCCCCCCCUUUGCAAAAUCAGGGCGUGCAAAGGGCAUCAUCUCUCUGGACCUUUUCUAUUUCCACUCUGGUGGAAGGGACCGGCGUGUUUCUUGGCUAACACGCGGGGCAGCACAGGCUUGGUCCGGACCGGACCCGGUGGGGGGAGGCGCCGAAGCCUUGCUGCGAGUCUCUGCUGGGCUGGGGACGGUCCCGGGGCCUCCUUCCAUGAAUCCGGAUUCCCAGGAAGCGCCAACAAGCACGCUAUCCAGGUCAAUCGGCAUCGUAUAAAGAGAAGAAAAAGGAGUGAAAAUCAGAAGCAACGGAACGCAAGAGCAUAAAAAGGAGAGGAAAUUUAAAUUUCCAUUAAAUUUUAAUUCGCAGCAACCUCGUUCACGAUAAAAUUGGAGCAACUGAUGCAUAUUAUUUUAAAAAAACAAAGCUAAUAUUUUGGGGGGGGGCACAAUUUAUCCAGCCUAUCCCCCCUAUAUGAAAAAGGAAAUGGACACAAUGAUUUUUGGUGGGUUUUGUCCUGCCUUUUUUAAUGUUCAUUUUACCUCUGUUCUUUUGAUGGAAUUUGGACUAAAACGUCCUGUGGUUAUUAUAGAAAUGAAUAUAUCUGUGGAAGCGUUAUUCUGAAUAAUAGGCCUCUCUGAACAUUUCCUGUGUUCAGCCUCUAUCUGGGGAUUAAAUCUGGAAGGAUGCCUUCAUUUCUGAGAAAGGCAUUAUAUCUCUCCAUCAGGGGUCAUCAGCUGAGCCACAAUGCUACUUUUCUUUCAUAUCUUUCUCUUUCGGCAUUAAAACCUUCCCUACAUCAUGCUGCUCCCUCCAGGAAAUAUUGCUCAAAGACAAACAAGGAUACAGUGGACAUGUCGUUGUUUCCUGCAGAAAAUAUUAGAAAUUUUAGCAUAGUCGCCCAUGUGGAUCACGGAAAGAGUACGCUAGCAGAUCGGCUGCUGGAAAUAACAGGAGCAAUUGCCAAAACAGACCAUAAUAAGCAGGUGCUGGAUAAACUGCAAGUGGAGCGCGAAAGAGGCAUCACGGUGAAGGCUCAGACGGCCUCCCUCAUUUAUAACCACGAAGGAACAAAUUACCUCUUGAACCUCAUUGAUACACCUGGCCACGUGGAUUUUAACUAUGAAGUGUCACGGUCGUUGUCAGCCUGCCAAGGAGUCGUGUUGGUUGUAGACGCAAACCAGGGUAUCCAGGCUCAAACAGUAGCGAACUUUUACCUCGCAUAUGAAGCACAACUUUCAAUCAUUCCCGUUAUAAAUAAGAUCGACCUCAAGAAUGCCAACCCAGGGAUGGUGGAAGCUCAGAUUGAAAACACCUUUGAUAUUCUCAAAGAAGAUUGCAUUCGAAUUUCAGCUAAACUCGGAACAAAUGUUGAAAGAAUACUUCAGGCGGUGAUUGAACGGAUUCCCCCGCCGGCGGUUAAUAUCCAUGAGCCCUUGAAGGCGCUGGUGUUCGAUUCCACCUUCGACACCUACAGAGGGGUGAUCGCCAACAUCGCACUGUUCAGUGGAGAAAUCCACAAAGGCCAAAAGAUCACAACGGCUCACACUAAGAAGGUUUACGAAGUGAAUGAAGUAGGGAUUCUGACACCCGACCAGCGGCCAACCGAUAAACUAUAUGCUGGCCAGGUUGGCUACCUGAUUGCUGGAAUGAGAGAGAUUAUGGAUGCUCAAAUAGGAGAUACGGUGUAUUUGCAUAAUCAGCCGGUGGAACCGUUUCCUGGGUUUAAAUCCGCAAAACCAAUGGUCUUUGCAGGAGUGUUUCCAACGGACCAGUCCGAAUAUUCUAACUUGAAGGGAGCCCUGGAAAAACUGACCCUUAAUGACUCCAGUGUAACCGUUCAACGGGAUAACAGCCUGGCGUUGGGGGCCGGAUGGAGGUUGGGGUUCCUUGGCCUUUUACAUAUGGAAGUUUUUAAUCAGCGCCUGGAACAAGAACACAACGCCUCGGUCAUUUUGACAGCUCCCACGGUUCCCUACAAGGCCAUCCUUUCUUCCCCCAAAUUGAUAAAGGAACACAGAAAAGAGGAAAUCACGAUCGUGAAUCCCGCCGAGUUUCCUGACCAAUCCAUGGUGACGGGAUACCUGGAGCCGAUAAUCCUAGGCACUAUCGUGACCCCUAAAGAAUAUAUUGGACAAAUAUUAGCCCUUUGCCAGACUCGAAGAGCGGUUCAGAAGGACAUGGUGUACAUGGAUGACUACAGGGUCAUGUUGAUUUAUCUCUUCCCGCUGAACGAAAUUGUGGUGGAUUUCUUUGAUGCGUUAAAAUCCUUAUCGUCUGGUUAUGCCAGCUUUGACUAUGAAGAUGCUGGGUAUCAGCCUGCAGAUCUUGUCAAAAUGGAUAUUUUUUUAAAUGGAAAAUCUGUGGAAGAGCUGAUAACUAUUGUUCCGAGAGAGAAAGCCUACUCUGUUGGUAAAUCCAUGUGCGAGCGAUUAAGGGACCUCAUCCCACGACAAAUGUUUGAAAUUGCGAUCCAGGCAGCUCUCGGCAACAAAAUAAUUGCCAGAGAAACGGUGAAAGCUUUUAGAAAGGAUGUGCUGGCAAAAUGUUACGGAGGUGACAUUACCAGGAAAAUGAAGCUUUUGAAGAGGCAAGCCGAAGGGAAGAAGAAUGAGGAGAAUUGGAAACGUGGAAGUGCCAAAGGACGCCUUUAUCAAAGUUCUCAAGAAACAGCUUGACAGGUAGCUGGCUUCCAGCUGUUGGGCAAAGCCAAGCUUGAGGAAUUGUUGAGCCAGCUGUUUACAAACCGAGGACUACCUUGAAUUGGAUCUCACCUGUUCCGUGUACAGAUUUGGCAUCGUUCUAAUGGACCCAUCCAAUGAAGCAGCAAAACUAAAAAAAUCUAAAAUACAGUUUAACAUCUGA